Messenger RNA from Nomascus leucogenys (northern white-cheeked gibbon), 4004 nucleotides. It is a transcript of the gene GTF3C2, whose product is annotated as general transcription factor IIIC subunit 2. The transcript is spliced from 19 exons. Bases 629 to 3298 code for a protein of 889 amino acids. The record is from RefSeq and is a predicted model, not a curated record. Gene Ontology annotation, biological process: transcription by RNA polymerase III. Gene Ontology annotation, molecular function: protein binding. Gene Ontology annotation, cellular component: transcription factor TFIIIC complex. Lineage: Eukaryota; Metazoa; Chordata; Mammalia; Primates; Hylobatidae.
AGCGGGUGUGUGGGGGGCCCCACAAUUACUCCUCCCCCUUCUUUUGCCAUAGCACUAAGGUAUUGGGAACAAACUCCUGGCUCCGCUCUUCUCCCAGCCACAGCAGCGCGCCCUUCAGCGUCUGCGCUCCUACAGAGCACCAUCAUGCUCCGCACCUUCCCUACUGUGGCCACCGUGCACCCCCCAUCUCUGCAAGCCUCGGCUCUUGCCCUCCUCCCCUAACGCGGUGUCGGUAACGCGGAAGCCUGUGUCCGGGCCUAGGCGCUGCAUACAUAGCGUCCCUCGAACUCGGCGAACCUACAGUAGUCCUUGUUAGAAAAACCAGGGCUCCUCUCCCGCACAGGCUAGUGGAGAAAUCUGCCUUCACGCCCAGGAUUGAAGAAGGGCAGGUGAUGGCCCCUAGAGUAGUUGUGGGUCAAUCUCUUUCAGCUGUGUCCCAGCCUCUUCCUCGAGGAGGCUCUUUAACCCCGAGGGUUGUGCCCAGCGCGCUGCAACGCCAUUGGCGUAGCCAAGGGCUAGUUGUGUUUCCCUGUCUAGUCCUUUUGUCCCGUGGCAAGUUGGCUGUCUGUUGGGGAAGUCAGAGGUGGCGACUUCAACUCCGUCGGAGGCAACUCACUUUGUUGGAGGGAUGUACAGGGGGCAGCCAUUUUGGGGGGUGCUGAUGGAUACCUGCGGGGUCGGCUAUGUUGCCCUGGGGGAGGCCGGCCCCGUGGGGAACAUGACUGUGGCAGACUCUCCUGGACAAGAGGUGCUAAAUCAGCUUGAUGUCAAGACCUCUUCAGAAAUAACCAGUGCAGAGGCUUCCAUAGAGAUGUCAUUACCUACCCCUUUACCUGGAUUUGAAGAUUCUCCUGAUCAGAGGAGGCUCCCUCCAGAGCAGGAAAGCCUCUCCAGACUGGAACAGCAAGAUCUUUCUUCAGAGAUGUCAAAGGUCUCAAAGCCUAGGGCCUCAAAGCCUGGCCGGAAGAGAGGUGGUAGGACACGAAAAGGCCCCAAAAGGCCCCAACAGCCUAAUCCUCCAUCAGCCCCUCUGGUUCCUGGUCUCUUAGAUCAAUCCAACCCUCUGUCCACCCCCAUGCCUAAGAAACGAGGUCGAAAGUCCAAGGCAGAGCUGCUACUGCUGAAGUUGUCAAAAGACCUAGAUCGGCCAGAAUCUCAAUCUCCAAAGAGGCCCCCUGAGGACUUUGAGACCCCUUCUGGGGAACGACCCCGCCGAAGGGCUGCCCAAGUGGCACUUCUGUAUCUUCAGGAACUGGCUGAAGAGCUCUCAACAGCCCUGCCUGCUCCUGUGUCCUGUCCUGAGGGCCCCAAGGUGAGCAGCCCCACCAGACCGAAGAAGAUCCGGCAGCCAGCAGCCUGUCCAGGUGGAGAAGAGGUGGAUGGUGCUCCACGGGAUGAAGACUUUUUUCUCCAGGUUGAGGCUGAAGAUGUGGAAGAAAGUGAGGGCCCAAGUGAGAGCUCAUCUGAACCUGAGCCUGCAGUGCCCCGAAGCACCCUGCGAGGAUCUACUUCAGGGAAGCAGAAGCCACACUGCCGGGGAAUGGCUCCCAAUGGUUUACCAAAUCACAUCAUGGCUCCUGUUUGGAAGUGCCUCCAUCUCACCAAGGACUUCCGAGAGCAGAAACAUUCAUACUGGGAGUUUGCUGAAUGGAUUCCUUUAGCCUGGAAGUGGCACUUGUUAUCUGAGCUUGAGGCCGCUCCCUACCUGCCCCAGGAGGAGAAGUCUCCAUUGUUUUCUGUACAACGUGAAGGGCUACCUGAAGAUGGCACGCUCUACCGAAUAAACAGAUUUAGCUCGAUCACAGCACAUCCAGAGCGCUGGGAUGUGUCUUUCUUCACGGGGGGACCGCUCUGGGCUCUGGACUGGUGCCCAGUGCCAGAGGGGGCCGGAGCCUCCCAAUAUGUGGCUCUUUUCUCCAGCCCUGACAUGAAUGAGACACACCCACUGAGCCAGCUUCAUUCGGGUCCUGGGCUGCUCCAGCUCUGGGGCCUUGGGACUUUGCAGCAAGAAAGCUGUCCUGGCAACAGGGCCCACUUUGUCUAUGGCAUUGCUUGUGACAACGGCUGCAUCUGGGACCUCAAGUUCUGCCCAAGUGGAGCAUGGGAACUUCCAGGCACCCCUCGGAAGGCUCCUCUCCUGCCCCGGUUGGGUCUCUUGGCUUUGGCCUGCUCAGACGGGAAAGUACUGCUAUUCAGUCUACCCCAUCCGGAGGCCCUGCUGGCUCAGCAACCCCCAGAUGCAGUGAAGCCUGCCAUAUAUAAGGUACAAUGUGUGGCAACUCUGCAGGUGGGGUCUAUGCAAGCUACAGACCCCUCUGAGUGUGGUCAGUGCCUUAGCCUGGCCUGGAUGCCUACCAGGCCCCACCAACACCUAGCUGCUGGAUAUUAUAAUGGCAUGGUGGUUUUCUGGAACCUUCCCACUAACUCACCCUUGCAGCGGAUACGGCUCUCUGAUGGCUCCUUAAAGCUCUACCCCUUCCAGUGUUUCCUAGCCCAUGACCAGGCUGUGCGUACCCUUCAAUGGUGCAAAGCUAACAGCCAUUUCCUUGUCUCUGCGGGGAGUGACCGGAAAAUCAAAUUCUGGGACCUUCGACGACCUUACGAACCCAUAAACUCUAUCAAGCGCUUCUUGAGUACAGAACUGGCCUGGCUGCUCCCUUACAAUGGUGUCACUGUGGCUCAGGACAACUGCUAUGCCUCUUAUGGACUCUGUGGGAUUCAUUAUAUUGACGCUGGUUACCUUGGUUUCAAGGCCUACUUCACUGCUCCUCGAAAAGGCACCGUUUGGAGUCUUUCAGGAUCCGACUGGCUUGGGACAAUAGCUGCAGGAGAUAUAUCCGGGGAGCUCAUUGCUGCUAUAUUACCAGAUAUGGCACUGAAUCCGAUAAAUGUCAAGCGACCUGUAGAGCGAAGAUUUCCUAUAUAUAAAGCAGAUCUGAUACCAUAUCAGGACAGUCCUGAAGGUCCAGACCAUUCUUCUGCUUCCUCUGGGGUCCCCAACCCUCCCAAGGCUCGAACUUAUACUGAAACUGUCAACCAUCACUACUUGCUCUUUCAAGACACAGAUUUGGGUUCAUUCCAUGAUCUGCUCCGUAGAGAACCAAUGCUGCGCAUGCAGGAGGGAGAGGGGCAUUCUCAACUCUGCCUGGACAGGCUGCAGCUGGAGGCUAUUCAUAAGCCUUGGCCCACACCAGAUCCUUGGAGUGAAGUCGGUCAAGAACAAAUGGCCCCUAUGCACAGAGCCAUAGGAACUGGGGGCCUUCCCUGGACAGUGAUCAUGCCAGGCCUGGACCUUUAGGCCUGCCUCCCCAGGACUCCUUAGAUCCCACUCUUUCUACAGACUUCUGUGAUCACAGCCCCCUGCGGGCAGGGGGGCUCUCCCUCCACCAAUUCUCAAGGCUCCUCAGCCUAAGACUAUGGCUCAUGAGAAACACUCAGGCCUGACCUAGGCUUGGGAGUCAAACUGCUCAUAUUGAGCAUAUUGUUAAGUGGGUAAAGCCAAGUAAAGGUACUGGGUGUUUUUGCGACCACUUGUGAAUGGGUGUAUGGAGAACUGAAAAGGGUAUCUGCAUGAAGGCUCCUGUCUGACUAUUCCAGGAUCCAAUAUUACUGCCUUCUGAAACUUCCUCUUUAGGGUAACCAUCAUGUAUGCCCAUGAGGGUGAUAGUAAUUUGUGAGACUGAAGUUGCUUAGAGUACUUCUUUGACCAAGGAAUACCACAGACACCCUACCGAUAGAACAGUGGCUCAGAUCUUACUUGCUCCCGCUUACAAAGUAUUCCCAAUCACUGGUCAUCUGACCCUACUUGAACACUCCUGAACAGUCAUGUUUUUUAAAAUCUUCCUUUAUAUCAAGUCAGAGAGUAUACUUCUAUAAAUUUCACUCAUGGGUGUUAGGAAAUCUAGUCAUCUUCCCUGUGAUUGCCCUGUUAAGUAUUUAACCAUAGCUAUCAUGUGUUUCCCAAAUCUUCUCUAGAUUAAAUAUCUUCAGUUACUUCAACCAUU